AUUCAUUCUUUGCAUAAAAACAAACGAGGUAUUAGUUGAGUUGGAAAUCAGGUGGUGAAACUUUUGGGUUCGUAGCCAUGCUAACGUGGAAGUGAAGAUUCUAAACCGUGCUAAGGUGGAACCAAACGUGUCAGAUCCCUGCAAUUUAUAGCAUCUGGUUUGUGCAGAAUUUGGCGCAUCGAAAAUCCGGGUGUGAACACUCUUGUACUCUCUUUCAUUAUUGUAAUAAGAAAAAAACAAUUGUAACACUUUUGAAAUGUAUGAAUUAAAUAUCGAUAGUUAUCGAUCAACCAUUAAACUCAAUGAUAACCACAGACAACUUCGCGAUGGUGUGCUAUUGAAGAAAUGGCGGAUUGUUUUUACGUGGGGGGAGUUGUAAAAAUCUGAGCGCGAGACAUGUGGAUGUUGUGACGAUUCUCAAAGGAGUAAGGAAUUAAAGAGAUUUUCCGGCAUGAACGACCCUUACUGGGAACCAUUGGCCAACGUCUACAUCGGGGAACAGACAGAGUUCUCUGACCCUGUUAAUUACAUUUAUUGUCUUUGCAGCAGAAUAUUUAUUCGAAAUCCAGAAAUAUAUUCUGUCGUUGCUUUAGAAGAUGCAAGUGCAGGUGAAGAUGUUGAGGCUGAUUGUGUUGGGGAAAUGUUACAUCUUCAUAAAAGGUCUACUAUAGAAGCACAAUCCAUUGAGAAGCAUGAUGAAGAACCAGUGAGCUGUUACUGCAGUGCAUCACACACGGACAACAAUUAUUCCACAGAUGAACAUGACUCCGUUCGUGACUCUGCUCAUCGUCCUGCCACGCAUUCCCUUACUCACAAAUUAGGAUUGCAUCAAUCAGAUUCUGGGGCAGACCUAUCUGAAUAUCAUGAUCAACAUGAGGCCAAAAGUAUACAAAACCUUUUGGCAUCUUAUGGAAAGACUUUUCAAACUACAGAGACUGAACUGGAAGAUGGAUUUGAGAAAGUGAAUGUAUUACCAGAGACUCGGGAAGUCAAGCAUAUAGAAUUCGAAUCCGAAUUAACAGACAUUCACUCAUCGGAUCAUCAUCUUGCAGAAAACAUUAAAGUUUUAAGUAUUAAUCCCUCCAAUUGUACCGAAAAGAAAUUUCAUAUAAAAAGCCCAUCAUUUAUUUUGGGAGAUCAUGAUUCAGAAAUACAAAACACUUCGAAAAAUGAUGCACAGACUUAUAGCAAAAAUGUUUCAAAUACGUUCAGUGAUAAUUCUCAAGCUUAUCCGUAUUCUAUGUAUCAACAAAAUAAGAGUUCAAUGGACAUUGCAUGGGAUAAGUAUUGGUCGGAGAAUGGUGAACAAUUAAUUUGGUCGUCAUGGAUCGGAAAAUAUGCAGAUUAUAUAAAUCCAGAAUACUUGCAACAAAGUGCUCACUUAAUAGGAGAUGAGAGAGUAGAAACGAAAGAGACUAUAGAAAAGUAUUCGGAACAGAACACAUGUUUUCCUAGUCAAGCGCACAGAAAUUGCGAACUUGGACGCUCAAAUUUUGAAGGAAUAUUUAGCAAACAUAAUAGUACAGACAGUAACGAAAUUAAAGCGAAGGAUACGUACAGCGUUAAUUUUUCAUUCGACGAUCUGAACAAGCAGGAGAUCAAUGAUAGAGAUGCGGAAGAAAAUAGGAGAAGAAUAACAAGUCUUGAAACUCCGCCUGAAACUGGAGAAGGCUGGAAUCCGUUGAGUCCGUUUAGUUUAGAAGAAAGCUACAAUCAACAGUCCAACGCAGAAAACGAAAGACUUUUAACGAGAUGCGAUUCUAUUAACGAGUCGAUAGCUAAGACGAACGCAACAUCAGAUUCUAUGACCAAUGUUACAAAAAUGACCCUUACUAGUUCUAGCUGCGACUCUAUCUCUAUGCAUUCAUCUAGUCUCAUCAGUUCUGUAACUAGUUCCAUUGAAAGCAAUAUAACGAGCACUAGUUCCGAGCAGGAUCAUGAAUAUACACCAGAAGACAAUGAUAGGUACUGGCAACAUUUGUGGAAGGAAAAUUUUCAAAUAGAGUACCACAAACACUAUGAAUUAUUCAUAGCAAUUUAUAAAACGGAACAUUCUAAUCCAAGUGUCGACUGUUUUUGCGAACAGCACAAGAAUGUAGAAAGCGAUGGGAGUGUGGAUCAGGAUUUGACGGAAACAGAUACAAUUAAUAAAAUUAAUGUGUCUAACAAGAAUUUUACGUAUUGCAAACGAGAAAAGACAAGAAAGAAAAGAUUAAUUAUGGAGUCUGUAGGAAUAUUCGUACAAAAUUUGAUAACCAAAUCGGAUGACAGUGAUGGCAAAGAACGUAAAAAUAAAGAAGGCAAUAAGAACGUAAGCUCUUCUGGAGAUAAAAAAAAUGAUCAGUCUGCGGUUACACAAAACGAUAAUAGUGCAAUUAUUCGUAAUCACGGUGAUAGCAAUAAUAGUAUUAAACGAAAUUAUUCUAACGAAGGAGAUGGCGAUAAGCCCCACGAAGAUAAACCUGUAACCUUGAAAAGAAGCCAUGAGAUUGACUGUGAUGAUGGAGAGGAACGUUUAGAGACAGUGAAGAAGGCAUUUUCAUUAAUGGGUUAUGCUUUCAACGAAAACCACAAGGAAUUAAAAUUACAAGGGGAAGUAGUUUAUAGAAAGAAAAAUAUUAGAUCACAAAAUAGGCAAUUGAAAAUGAAGUUUUAUGGGCCCAAGUAUACAAACAAGCAUAUUUACUUUGACGAUAACGGAAUGGAAAUCACUAAUACUAUAGAUAAAGUAAAACAUUAUUUAUCGUAUUGUCCAGCUUUGUCAUCGUCAGAAACAGAUUUACAGCCUCCUGAAGAUGGUUCCUAUAAAGCACAAUUCACAUCAAGUUCUGAUGAAGAGUGCAAUCCUAGUCUUAAUACAAAGCUGCAGACGAGACGACUUGUAUUUAGUAAACCGAGCACAAGUUCGAUAGAAUCAGGAGCAGAUAAAAGACAGAUUGACGAUGCGAGUGACUCGUGGAACGUAUCUGACAAACAAGAUGAUGUUUUUAAAAGUAUCGAAGAGGAUAACAAUGUAUAUUUUGACCAAGAUGAAAGCAUUUCUGCUAAAUGUACAUUAGAAAACCAGACCGCAAAAGAUUAUGAAAAAGUCGAUCCAGCAAACGUUAACAUGGAUGUAGAUGAAAAAUGUAAUCACAACGAAAUACAGACUAUGGAAUUGUCCGAUGAAGAUAACGUAAAGAAAACUCAAAAAAAGAAGCGAAGGAAGCAAUGUAAAAGAAAUAUAAGUCUACCAGUAGAAAUAGCAAAUGACAAGACUUUAAUGAAAUAUUGGUUAAAAAGGUAUCGCCUGUUCAGCAAAUUUGAUCAAGGCAUUAAAUUGGAUCACGAGAGUUGGUACUCUGUAACUCCGGAGAAAGUUGCAGAGUAUAUAGCUGAAAGGUGCAGAUGUGAUACUAUCAUCGAUGCAUUUUGUGGCGCAGGUGGAAAUGCCAUUCAGUUUGCUUUUGCGUGUGAAAGAGUACUGGCAAUCGACAUAGAUCCUGCUAAAAUUGAACUUGCUCGAAACAACGCGCGAGUCUAUGGCGUUGAUGACAGAAUAGAAUUUAUUGUUGGAGAUUUUCUUCAACUUGCACCAAAGCUAGUUGCAGAUGUUGUAUUCUUAAGUCCUCCAUGGGGAGGACCUGAGUAUAUUAAGAAUGAAAUUUUUGAUCUCAGUAACAUUAUGCAUCCUAUUGGUGGAAUAAAAAUAUUUGAAAUAGCAAAAAAAAUCACAGAUCAUGUGGCCUACUUUCUACCUAGAAAUGUAGAUACUAUGCAGAUUGCCAUGUUAGCCGGAGUAGGUGGUGGUAUAGAAGUGGAGCAACACUUUCUUGACAAGAAGUUAAUAGCAUUAAUGGCUUAUUAUGGCGAACUGCCCAGAGACUAUUAGUUGUGAUACGAUGUGUAAUUUGUGAGAAGAUCCCGUCGGUUGCUUGAAAAAGAAAAAACGCUUCUCACAUUUCUUGGAUCACUAGCUGUAAAUAAUAACUCGUAUCAAUUUGCUUAGGCUACUCCGAGAGAAGCAGUAUCUUUUAUUUUCACUUAACACCUUCUUACAAAAUGCAUAUAAAAACGACAUCAGUUGUAUACUAUAAUUUACCAAUAUAUUUUUAAAAUCUUUCGAUUGGAUUUUUUGUAUGAAUAAUAUGUUUAUAGAUCAAUCAGUUACUAUUCACGAAAUUUGUACACUUAAGCAAAUUGAUAUAGGAAACUGAAUUUGUGAGAACAUAUUUGUGGAGUUCAACAGUUAAUAUAUGAACACUCUUGGAAAUCCUUAAA
Messenger RNA from Megalopta genalis, 4260 nucleotides. RefSeq names its product Trimethylguanosine synthase 1 (gene Tgs1). The record is from RefSeq and is a predicted model, not a curated record. Gene Ontology annotation, molecular function: RNA cap trimethylguanosine synthase activity. NCBI's taxonomy places the organism in Eukaryota, Metazoa, Arthropoda, Insecta, Hymenoptera, Halictidae. Gene Ontology annotation, biological process: 7-methylguanosine cap hypermethylation. Gene Ontology annotation, cellular component: nucleus.